This is a messenger RNA of Komagataella phaffii GS115, 1179 nucleotides long. RefSeq lists its product as hypothetical. Gene Ontology annotation, biological process: pyrimidine nucleotide-sugar transmembrane transport. Gene Ontology annotation, cellular component: Golgi membrane; intracellular membrane-bounded organelle. The transcript has 2 exons. The coding region runs from base 1 to 1179 and encodes 392 amino acids. NCBI's taxonomy places the organism in Eukaryota, Fungi, Ascomycota, Pichiomycetes, Pichiales, Pichiaceae. Gene Ontology annotation, molecular function: pyrimidine nucleotide-sugar transmembrane transporter activity. The record is from RefSeq and is a predicted model, not a curated record.
AUGGUCAACAUUAGAAUUUCUCUGCUAAGUGCAGCGGUUAUUGUAACAGGUUGUCUGAACUCUGUGUUCACCAAAUAUCAAGAUAAUCAAUGUGUUAGAAACUGUCAGGACCCAGAUUUCUCGAAGCACGUCUACUUUGAACAGCCGGCUUUGCAAACUCUGCAGAUGUUUGUCGGAGAAUCUGGUUGCUGGGUAGUGGUCUUCUUAUCUUGGCUUUCAACAGUUGUCAAAUACUAUUCUAAGGGGAGAAAAAAACCACUUUACGCUCCACUGUCAGAAGGCGACUCAGAUCAGACAAAGCUACCUGAGCUGACUGGUCUUAGAAGCUUGAUUUUGGCAAUUCCUGCUGUUUGUGACGUGUGUGGAACGACAAUGCUGAAUGUAGGCUUACUCUACACCCCUGUGAGCAUUUACCAGAUGGCUAGAGGGUCAUUGAUUUUAUUUGUCGCCCUAUUCUCUGUGUUUUUUUUAAACCGAAGAAUAUCCAGACUUGAAUGGUUGUCCCUUUUUGUGGUCACGUUUGGUGUAUUCUUAGUGGGUCUCAGUGGAGCACUUGGAAAUAAAGUUCACAUAUCAGGGGACAAAAACACUUCAUUUGCAGUCAUUUUUGGUAUCACUUUGAUCCUCAUUGCUGAGAUUUUUGCAGCAUCGCAGUUUGUGUCUGAAGAGUACAUCAUCUCAAGAUCUUCUGUCGAUCCGUUGAGAUUAGUUGGCUUCGAAGGUAUUUUUGGAGGUUCUAUUACGUUCCUGGUCAUGGUCAUAGCAUACAGUGUUGUUGGAAGAUCCAAUCCUGGUGGACCAUUUGAUAUCGUCACUUCUUUCAAGGAUGUUACGGCUAACUCACAAGUUAUCUGGUCAAGCGUGGCAAUCAUGAUAUCCAUUGGAAGUUUCAAUUUUUUUGGCAUUUCUGUUACCGACGAGUUAAGUGCUACAGCCAGAAGUACUAUCGACACGUGCAGAACAUUACUCGUAUGGCUAGUCUCCCUUUAUCUAGGUUGGGAAAGCUUCAAAUGGUUACAAUUAGUUGGAUUUUCGCUUUUAGUGUUAGGAACACUAACCUUUAAUGGUGUUCUGAAGGCUGAGAACUGGUACUUUAUUCCUGAAUGGUUCAAAAAGGAUGCUCCUCUACCUGGAGAAAGGGUAAUUGACGUUGUGGACGAACAAAUCGAAAGAUUCUAG